This is a messenger RNA of Lachancea dasiensis, 591 nucleotides long. NCBI's taxonomy places the organism in Eukaryota, Fungi, Ascomycota, Saccharomycetes, Saccharomycetales, Saccharomycetaceae. The record is from the annotation of a GenBank genome assembly.
AUGGUCGCCCAAGUUCAAAAGCCAGCCCCAGCUUUCACUAAAACUGCUGUUAUCGACGGUGUUUUCGACGAAGUUUCUUUGGACAAAUACAAGGGCCAAUACGUUGUGCUAGCCUUCAUCCCUCUAGCUUUCACUUUCGUUUGCCCAACCGAAAUUGUUGCUUUCUCUGACGCCGCUAAGAGAUUUAGUGACAUCGGUGCUCAGGUUUUGUUCGCCUCUACUGACUCCGAGUACUCUUUGCUCGCCUGGACCAACAUUGCCAGAAAGGAUGGUGGUCUAGGUCCUGUCGACAUCCCAUUGGUUGCCGACACCAACCACUCUCUAGCCAAGGACUACGGUGUGCUUAUCGAGGACGCCGGUGUCGCUCUCAGAGGUUUGUUCUUGAUCGACCCUAAAGGUAUUGUGAGACACAUCACCAUCAACGACUUGCCAGUUGGUAGAAACGUUGAGGAAGCUCUAAGAUUGGUUGAGGGCUUCCAAUGGACUGACAAGAACGGUACCGUGUUGCCAUGCAACUGGACCCCAGGCUCAGCCACUAUUAAGCCUGAAGUCGAUGCUUCCAAGGAAUACUUCUCCGAGGCCCACAAAUAA